Molecule: messenger RNA, 1299 nt
Organism: Hippocampus comes (tiger tail seahorse)
Lineage: Eukaryota; Metazoa; Chordata; Actinopteri; Syngnathiformes; Syngnathidae
Gene: g6pc1a.2
Product: glucose-6-phosphatase catalytic subunit 1a, tandem duplicate 2
Exons: 5
Coding region: 23-1195 (390 amino acids)
Biological process (GO): glucose 6-phosphate metabolic process; gluconeogenesis
Cellular component (GO): membrane
Molecular function (GO): glucose-6-phosphatase activity
Source: RefSeq, a predicted model, not a curated record
UGUGCAAGGUCCAAAGAUCAACAUGAGCAUGCGUCAAGGUGGUGGUCUGCCGGGCUAUAAAAACAAGCGGCUGUGUCACCGCCGGCGACACUCGAGAGUGACUCGCGCGCUGACGAUGCUUCACGCCGUCAUGGACGACAUGCAGGGUUUCGGGGUGAGCAGCACCCGCUACCUUCAGACCCACUACCAGGACGCCCAAGGCUUGUUCCUUUGGGUGUCGUGGGCGGCGGACCUCAGGAACACUUUCUUCAUCUUCUUCCCGCUUUGGUUCCACCUGCGGCCCUCCGUCGGCAUCAAGCUCAUCUGGGUGGCCGUCAUCGGCGACUGGCUCAACUUGGUCUUCAAAUGGAUUCUGUUUGGGGAGAGGCCCUACUGGUGGGUCCACGAGACGCAUUAUUACGCCGACGGCGUUCGCCCUGAUAUUGAGCAGUACCCCAUGACCUGCGAGACGGGACCGGGGAGCCCCUCCGGUCACGCCAUGGGAGCGGCAGGUGUCUACUACACCUUGGUGACGUCCAUUCUCGCCGUCACGGCGAGUAAGAAGAAACACGGUGGCAGAAAGUCCUCCAACAACAGCUACCUGAAGGUCAUCCUUUGGUCCGUCUUCUGGGGAGUCCAGGUGUGCGUCUGUCUGUCGAGGGUCUUCAUCGCCGCCCACUUUCCUCACCAGGUCGUUGCCGGAGUCAUCACAGGCAUGAUUGUAGCCGAGGCCUUCAACAGAACGCAGUGGAUCUACAGAGCCAGCAUGAAGAAGUAUUUCUACACAACUCUUUUCCUGACAUCCUUCGCCGCGGGCUUCUACCUGCUUCUAAAAGCUGUGGGCGUAGACCUCCUGUGGACGCUGGAGAAGGCCCAGAGAUGGUGCGCCAAGGCCGAAUGGGUCCACUUGGACAGCACCCCGUUUGCCAGCCUCUUGCGCAACAUGGGCACGCUGUUUGGUCUCGGCCUGGGCCUGCACUCGCCGCUGUACACUGAGAACAAGCGCAGUAGCAGUGCGGUGUCCCGCGCCGGCUGCGUUGUGGGCUCCCUGCUGCUGCUGCACCUCUUUGACUCCUUCAAGCCUCCCACGCACACCGCCGCCCUCUUCUACCUGCUCUCCUUCUGCAAGAGCGCCACUGUACCCGUGGCGACUGUCAGCAUCAUCCCCUACUUAGUGAACAGCGCACUGGGUCUGCACAGCAAAAAGGCCGCGUAAGCAAAGCACGACGCCAUAAAAAGAGACUUCUGGAAAUAGAACGCGCAGGGCGAUCUCUUUCUUCCCUGAGUAGAGACUUGGUGCUAAUUGCAUUUAUUUCAAAA